AUUGUUUACUAUAAAUCUAUUCGCUAGAGGUCGCUGUUAAAUUUUUCCAAUUAGGCUUUCAAUGCUUUUAUUAUCGUAGAACCAGUCGAGUAAGUCAAAUCAUUAUCUAAGUACAGAGGAUUUGUUUCACUCCUUCGCUUCAACAAACGCUGUCGAUCUCUCUUUAUAGCUCAUGAAUGAUUUAUUAUUGUUAUGCGUGUUUAUUAUUAUUGAACAGAGACUAUAACAUUUCUUAGACAUAGUAAUUUGUUUGUUUCGCAUAAGGCGACUUAGACAAAAAUGUGCCUGUGUUAAAUAUCGUAACCUACCAAGCGGUAAAUUGUAUGGUUAUGUUUUGUGUUUACUUUAUUCCAUGGCCUAUGUAGCUCAAGAAAUAAGUAUUGCGUGCGUGUUUAUUAUUAUGAAACAAAUAUUAUAACAUUUUCCCAGGCGUAGUAAAUUUGUUUGUUUCUCAUUAAGUGACUUAGCCGAUAGUGAGUUCGUGAGUUCGUCAUAACCUAUUUAGCCGAAAAUAUUGUACUAAAUAGCGUUUAUUUUGACGUGUAAACUUGGUAUAUUACGCAUCUGACCCACAUAGCCGAAAACGCGUUUGCAUCCGACCUAAUAGCGAAAAUGUUCGCUCAGCACGAAAUAUUUUAUCUCCGAUAACGACUCCCGCGGUGCACAGCUGCCGUGAGUGAUUCGCAACACAACAAAAAAAUUCCAAUUGACUCGUGACAAGUAUGAUCUGGUACAGAUUUGAUACACAAUAACAAAGCGGCUGGUGUCAAGUAAAAUAUAUUUCAAUGUACAGUAAAACGAAACAAUAACAAUAUAAAAAAACACCGAUACCAACAAACCAAAUUACAUACACUGAGCAGAAAACUUCAGAAAAAAAUAAAGAAAAAAACACUAUUCACAGAAUAUAACAUUAACUCUCUAACGCUAAUGUUGUAGUUUAGUAUGCCAAUCAGCGAAGCAAGAUUUGUUUGAAAGUACACAAAGGUGUACAUCACACUCGGCGCAUUUCAUUCUGCUUCGUGAAACAUGUGGUUUUUCUUCAGAACGUCUUGAUGCCAGCUGACUUUUUUUCGAACACACUGGGCACACACCCUGUCUUCCAUCAAACGAUGGAAGGUGGCGCCCACCGUUUUGCAGUCUUAGAAUGGUGCCUGACCCAGACACUCGCCAAGAAGACCUGCGGUCCCCAAUCAGGGCGUGCCACUUCAAUAAUGUAAGAAAAUACGCGCCGAUACCAUACUUUAGAACGUCUCGUCAAAUUAUAAUAUUGUCGCAUUUGGUCUGAAAGAUCCACACCCCCCAUGUGAGAGUUGUGAUCUCUGAGUUCAGGGGAGCAUGGAAUUUUCGAAGUCUGUGAUGUAGAACGGCCUCCUUUUUGCUUGACGGUUUUUGAACCAGAAUAGUCGCUGGUAUCUCCAGGGCUAUGGAUGGUUGUCAGAAAAUAAACGGCCCUGUUAUCAUCCCAUGACUCGAGUCCCCAGCCAAUCGGUCGCACCUCUCUGCAAACUUUGAAUUGAUUUUAUUACAAGUUCCUUCGGAAAGUUUCGGGAAAGAUUUUAACUUAUAUUAAGUAUUUUUGUGAUCUUACGAAUAUGUCAUCUCCCUUAGAAAUAUUGCAAUAUCUGAGAUUAAAUCCCAGAGAAUUCAAUUUAAUACUAUUAAAAUACACAUGAGGUAUAUUGGUAUAUCUAAAAUACAUUUAUAUCAUCUUGGAAAAAUUCUUUCCGAAGCAGUCGUCGCAAUUAUGCCACUCUAUAUUUUUAUUUAAUGGUGAUUUUUUCCAACACAUAAUAAUGUUUCUGUGACGUAAAGUAAUCAAUCCAUAACCAUUACAGACAUAUUUAAAAUGUGGUUGCGUCAAAAAUAUAAGAUCAUUAGUCAUUACCACCAUGGCAGUCUCCGGAAAUAAAAAUGUGUGGUAAAGUGCUUCUUUUGAUUCUUGCAUUGCUUAUUUGAAAAAUCUGAACUGUUCUUGAAACACUGACUCCAAUCGCUCUGCUGCCAUUUCUUAAAAUUUUGGGAUGUGUAGCAUGAUUAUUCACCUUUUAACUUUUAUUUGAAUUAUGGGUAAGAACCAAGUGUGAGCUUUCUGAUACUCUGUUGCGUUACUUGUACAUCAGUAUUUCCUGCAGUUAUUGCUGGUUGUCCAUGAAUUUGUAUAAUUGGUUCAUUUUAGUAGAUCAAUUGUUUGUUUUCUUUUCAUUCAAAAAUCUAUUGGAACUGCAUGUAUAUAUAUUCGAGUGUGGAACUUUUUCGUACCUCACAAAAACCUCUGCAGUUAUUUGAUAAUUAUUUUAAAUUUUUGUUGUCUUAGAUAUGCCUACACAUUGUUGUUCUGGUUUUCCACAUGUUGCCAAAUUUGACUGACAGCACAACUUUGUCAAACCAUUGUCACUCUGUGUUACAAUUUUAAGCGCCUGAACAUAUUUCAGUUGAUGAAAUCAUGAUUCAAUAUUACUGUUCGUUAGGCUUUGUGUUGUUGAUGUAAAUUGUGCAUUUUAAAUCUUAUAUCUUGUCUGAUUCCAGGUAGUCUGAUAGAACUGAUAUUUCAAUAAUAUUGAGGAGACAGGUUUGAAACAAUGAGUGAUGUCGUAACUACAAAGGACUUUCCAACGAAUAUUGACUUCUUCUCAUGUUCCAACACAAAAAAUAUGGAAAUUAAUAAGAAAGAAAAACCUCAUGCUUGCGAUAUAUGUGGCAAAAAAAUUACUAAGUCAAGUUUGAAAUACCACAUGCGAACACAUACUGGAGGAAAACCUCAUUCUUGUAAAAUAUGUGGCAAAAAAUUUACUGCGCCAAGUACUUUAAAAUACCACAUACGAAUCCAUACUGGAGAAAAACCUCAUGCUUGUGAAAUAUGUGGGAAAGAUUUUGCCUGUUUAAAUUAUAAAAAAAUACACAUGCGAACCCAUACUGAAGAAACACAUGCAUGUGAAACAUGUGGAAAAAAUUAUGCACGGUCAAGUACUUUAAAAAUGCACAUGCGAACCCAUACUGGAAAAACUCAUGCUUGUGAAAUAUGUGGAAAAAAUUUUACAAGUUUUAAUGGCUUGCAAAGACACAUUCGAACUCAUACUGGAGAAAAAUCCUGUGCUUGUGAAAUAUGUGGAAAAUUUUUUGCAAGGCUAGGUACUUUAAAAUACCACAUGCGAAUUCAUACCGGAGAAAAACCACAUGUCUGUAAAGUAUGUGGAAAAGAGUUCUCGAGGCCUGAUACUUUCAAAUACCACAUGCAAAUUCACAUAGGUGAAAAUCUACAUGUUUGUGAAAUAUGUGGAAAAGGUUUCGCCUGGCCAAACAGUUUGAAGUACCACAUACAAACCCAUAUUGGAGUAAAACCAUAUGCUUGUGAAAUAUGUGGGAAAAAUUUUGCCAGAACAAGUGAUUUGAAAAAGCACAUGCGAACCCAUACUGGAGAAAAGCCUCAUGCUUGUGAAAUAUGUGGGAAUGAUUUUUCAAGGCUUGAUGCUUUAAAAUCCCACAUGCGAACACAUAACGAAAAAAAAGGUAAAAUAUCUUGUGAAAAAUGUGGGAAAAAUUUUGCCAGUACAGAUAGUUUAAAAAAGCAUAUUAUUAGAUAUACUAGAGAAAAACCUUAUGCUUGUGAAAUAUGUGGAAAAGAUUUUGCACGGCGAAGUAAUUUGAAAGAGCACAUGCAAACACAUACUGGAGAAAAACCUCAUGGUUGUGAAAUUUGUGGGAAAAAAUUUGCCAGGAAAAGGGAUUUGGAAAAGCACAUGCAAACUCAUACUGGAGAAAAGCUUCAUGCUUGUGAAAUAUGUGGGAGAGACUUUGCCCGUAAAUGUUAUUUAAAAUACCAUACUCUAACGCAUACUGGAGAAAAACCUCAUGCUUGUAAAAUAUGUGGGAAAGGUUUUGCAAUACUUAGUAAAUUGAAAAUGCACAUGCGAACGCAUACUGGGGAAAAACCUUAUGCUUGUGAAAUAUGUGGGAAAGAUUUCCCAAAUACAAGUAACUUGAAAAUGCACAUGCGAACGCAUACUGGGGAAAAACCUCAUGUUUGUGAAAUAUGUAAGAAAGAUUUUGCUUGUAAAAGUGGUUUGAAAACACACAUGCGAAGCCAUACUGGAGAAAAACCUUAUACUUGUGAAAUAUGUGGGAAAGAUUUCUCAAUCAGAGGUAAUUUAAAAAUGCAUAUGCAAAGGCAUACUGGAGAAAAACCCCAUGCUUGUAAAAUAUGUGGGAAAGAUUUUGUCUGUAGAAGUGAUCUGGUAAUGCACGUGCGAAUUCAUACUGAAAAAAAGCCUUAUGCUUGUGAAAUAUGUGAGAAAGAUUUUGCACAGCGAAAGUCUUUGAAAAGCCACAUGCAAACACAUAUCAGUUAAAAACCUUGAGCUUGCAAAAAAACCUCAUGAUUGUGAAAUAUGUAGAAAAGAUCUUGAAAGGCCACAUUUAAACUAGUGCUGGAGGAAAACCUUGCACUCAUGAAGUCUGGAAAAUUAAUUACAUAUGAAACCAUACUUAAAAACACCUUACACUUGGUAUAAAUAUUGAAAAAAAAUUUCCAAUCGGAUCUCAUACAAGAAAAACACUUUAUAAUCGGAAAAUGGAGAGGAAUUGGAGUAUUCUUGCGAGUGAUUUCGCAAAACCAAGGAUUCUGAAAUACAACACAUGAACUGCAUACUGGAACAAAUAUUUGAAAGAUGUGAAAAAGGUUUAUCGGCCUGUUCAUAAUUUUAUCUGUUCAGAGCAUCAAAUGGUAGAUAGUUUUUAGGACCGUACUAUUUUUUUAUUAGAUUUUCUUUAACAAUAUAUGUCUGUGAAGGCUGUAGUAUUCAUUUAACGCCUUCACUUUUUUGUUCUUUUACCAUACUGUAGAUCAGGGGUCUCAAACUCGUGGCCCGUGGGCCAAUGAUAGUCUGUGGCCCCCGCCUUGGUAUUAAAGUUUAAUGUUAGUGCGGCCGGCAAGUCACUUAGCUCAGUAAGCAACGGCGUUUCCCAAACUGUGUUCCGCGGAACACUAAUGUUUCGCGAGCAUCUCCAGAGUGUUACGUGGAAAAGAAAAUCAAAAAUACAUCUAAAUUAGUCGCCAUGGCGAUCUGAGAAUCAUGAAGUUGUUGCCCAACUGACCGUUUAAAAUCGCCUCAUCGUCGGCCUAAAGUGGACUAACUAAGUCAGGGUAGUGGCAUUUUCGUUUACCGUCGGUUUUUACAGUACUUCUUUUGGUUUUGUUAAAGACACACAAGUAAGUCUUAAGAAUAAAGGCAAAAUGUCAACCGUUCUUCCUCCAUCUCUACCUGGUUUUACUUGGAAAUGCUGAAAGUUUGUCGCGCAUUUGCAACUCAUUAGGAACCGCUACAUUGCACCGUUUUUCAAUUUAACCCUUUGAUUUUUUGGUGUUCCAUGAGAAGAUAUAAAAAGUGUAAGUGUUCCGUGGCCGAAAAAAGGGAAACUCUCACGUAGGGCAAAACAAAGAAUUUUAUCAUCUAUCCCCUGAAGGAAGUAUGCGGUACGGUAACCUACCAGUAUCAUACCUGUGGGCCUGAUAUUCGAUCGCGGGACCGCCUCAAAUAAUUUGAUAACACUGUUUCAUGAUUUUUGACGUCACAAUCACUAACGCUUAAGAUUUAUUUUCAUACAUUGUAACCAUGUUUCCCAUGUGGCGAAACACCACUGUUCAUUGACUAAAUGCUUGAUUGAAACAUCAGCGCAACAGUUAUUACAAGAUGGAAUUUUAUAAUUUCGUACAUUCCUAAACGUGUCGUUGGAAGUGAAGUUUCAGUAAAUAGAAAGGUUGGUGAUGAGCAAUCUUCCCUCUAAUUUUUUAUAGUAUGUGUGCGCAAAAAUUUUGGUGUGUGCGCACUUUUUUUGGAAAUGACUAAUAUUUGUGCAAAAACCAAUGAAGAAAUUUUGGCGUUCUAACCGGG
Molecule: messenger RNA, 5888 nt
Organism: Styela clava
Lineage: Eukaryota; Metazoa; Chordata; Ascidiacea; Stolidobranchia; Styelidae
Source: RefSeq, a predicted model, not a curated record